Pestalotiopsis fici W106-1 is the source of this 777-nucleotide messenger RNA. RefSeq lists its product as uncharacterized. The coding region runs from base 1 to 777 and encodes 258 amino acids. Gene Ontology annotation, molecular function: hydrolase activity. The transcript has 2 exons. The record is from RefSeq and is a predicted model, not a curated record. Lineage: Eukaryota; Fungi; Ascomycota; Sordariomycetes; Amphisphaeriales; Sporocadaceae.
AUGAAGUUACUCGUGCUCUCAUUGCCGGCCGUGAUGGCUGCGGCCACUCCGUUCAAGCACCACAAGGGAUACCGCCAGGCCAAUGCGACAACACCGGCUUUUAUUCUUGCUGGCGACUCCACAACUGCAGUUCAGUCUACUGGCGGUGGUGGUUGGGGAAACGGCUUCUUGUCGUUUUUGAAGUCACCAGCGUGGGGAAUCAACCUGGGUCACAAUGGUGCCACGACUGUGAGCUUUGUCAAUGGCGGCGACUGGGCAACCGUGACGGGCUACGUCGAUGACAAGACUGCCGAUGGCUACGAUGUUUACGUGACCAUCCAGUUUGGUCACAAUGAUCAAAAAGCAGCAGCCAACAUCACCCUAGACGAGUACCAAGCCAACCUCGAGAACCUCGCCCUUGACGUCAAGUCCCACGGCGGGACUCCGCUCCUCGUGACCCCUCUGACCCGCCGGGCGUUUACUUCAGAGCACAAUGCCUCGGAUUCUCUGCACGACCAGCGCAUCUACACCAUUGCGGCGGCCGAGGCCACCGACACCACGUACCUGGACCUCAACAAGUACUCGCUCGAGUACGUUGAUGCCAUUGGCAACACGUCGGCUCAGGCGUAUGAUCUUAAUGGAUAUGGUGCCGACACUACGCACCUCAAUGCUUAUGGCAGUAUUGUCUUUGGUCGAUUAGUGGCCGACUUAUUGUUGGAGAAGCUGUCUGUUCUGGAUUCUUGGUUUAUUCCAAAUGAAACACUGAGCUAUGAUUUGGCGAAUGGCAUCGCAGCAUAA